Molecule: messenger RNA, 2253 nt
Organism: Rhopilema esculentum
Lineage: Eukaryota; Metazoa; Cnidaria; Scyphozoa; Rhizostomeae; Rhizostomatidae
Product: metalloreductase STEAP4-like
Biological process (GO): copper ion import
Cellular component (GO): plasma membrane
Molecular function (GO): cupric reductase (NADH) activity; ferric-chelate reductase (NADPH) activity
Source: RefSeq, a predicted model, not a curated record
AUGGAAGGAAAUGUAGUUGGUAUAAUUGGCUAUGGGAACUUUGGAAAAGCACUGGCCUAUUGCUUGAGAAAACAAGAAAUUGAGUUUUACGUAGGGGUGAGAAACAUCGAUUGCACGGUUCUCGAAGAGGAUGUUCUGAGUGAGUAUUUGGACUUGAAUGAAGUCGGCGUAAAGGCUGAUAUCAUAGUCUUGGGUGUACCAGGUCAUUGCUACGAUUCUUUUUCUCGAGACUUCAUUUGUUCACUCGAUGGAAAGAUUGUUGUGGAUGUGAGCAAUGCUACUUCCAUUUCAGACCCUUGCUAUGCCGAGAAAUUAGCUGAUAUGUUACCGAGAUCUGCCGUCGUCAAGGCAUUUAACACAUUGUCAAGUUGGUCUUUGCAGUAUAAUAUCUACGGAGCAAGUCGCAAGACAUUCGUUUGUGGUGACAACAAAGAAGCUUGUUGUGCUGUCUCGCAGCUUGCUAGAGACAUUGGACUUACUCCACAAGAUGUAGGCGACUUGAGUGCUGCAAAGUUGCUAGAGAAGAAAGCUCUAAAAUCGUUUCCUGAAUGGAAAUUUGCGUUUAUCUUGACUGUCAUUUCACUUCUCGUGACGACAGCAUACUUCUAUUUACGCUAUGCAAUAUACGUUGAUUUUUCCAAACUUGGACUUUAUGUUUGUAUGCCCAUUGCAAAUGGAGUCACAGGUUGCAUGGUGCUAUUGCUUCUCGCAUUUGUCUAUCUGCCGGGGUCCUUAGUUGGGAUUCUGCAAAUAACUAAAAGCUCUCGUUACCAUAUGCUCCCGAACUGGUUAGACAGGUGGAUGAGGGCCAGAAAACAAAUAGGCCUAUUUGCUUUGCUAUUCGCUUCAGUUCAUGCUUGCCUUUCACUCAUUCUGCUGUCUGGUGAAUAUUAUUCAGGCAUGUUUGAGAGGCACAAAAUCAAAGGUAUAAGCCAAUUCUUGUACCAUAGAUUCCGAUGGAAUGCUGAAGUGUCUUUACUGUGUGCUACUCUGUCCUUGACAGUUUUGACAAUCCAGGGAGUAUCUUCACUGCCAACUGUCAGUCAAUCAAUGUCAUGGCGAGAGUGGGAUUUUAUCCAAUCCAAGCUUGGAUUCGCAGGCCUGCUGUUUGGCUUUCUUCACGUCAUCUUUUAUGCUGGAAAAGUCAUGUCUAUACGAAGCAUCCGAAGAUGGAAAUAUGGAAUACCGCAUCAGCUGUUUUUGCUCCUCAUUUUUAUUAUAGUUGUCAUGGCUAUCAAGCUUUUCCUGUGCAUGCCUGGAAUCCGGGGCAGAAUAAAGAAAGUCAACUCGGGUUGUGAGAGUGGAGAAACUGAGAAGCCACGGCUCGAGGAAGAAACAAAUUAUCUUAUCUGAGAAUAAACAUCUAAAAAACUGAUGUGAAACGUUUUGCGACCUUUACAAAUGGAAGUGCCUAAAUACAAGAAACUGCUGACGUACCCCAACCUCGCUCUGAUGUUUUCAUUAAUGUUUAAAGAACAACUACACAGGGAAUCUAGUAAACGUUUCAAUUCUGUCAUGCCGUUUGCCUUGUCAAAGGAAAUGUAUUUCAGUAAACAAAAGGUUUAUGUGAUCUUUCUAACAAAUAUUGUUUCUAGAGCUAAGGCUACAAUCUAAUUACCAGUCUGUUAGAAUGGAAAAUUUAGGCAUUAGCACCUUAGAAUGAUUUUUUGUAAACAAGUAGUUUUCAAUGAGUGCAAAGACGGUGCAUCUUGUUGGACAAAAAUGGCCGGGUGACAGAAUAGCUUUCGUGGCCAUCAAAUCACAUCUCUCUGGUCUUUUUUGUCUACCCGUGUUUUUAUUCUUAGAAGCUCAUAUCGAAUUUUCCGUUCUAUCAAUGCUUUCAGAAAUUACUCCAAGCUUUGUAAAAACAUGAAAAGUGUCUACGUUUCCUCAACUUAGAAACCUUAGCUCACUCAAAUUUGUAUUAAAAGCUUCCAGUUUAAAACGAGUAUUUAACUGUUUGUAUUUCAUUAGAUUUUUUAUUUAACUGUUAUAUUAUGUAAAGUUUUGCUUCAUUAUGUUGUAUACAUCACAAAGGGUAGAACUCACAUAAAAGACGUGACAAUUUCUUACAUUCUUUUAUCUUUUUCUUGACCAUGAUAAAAUAAUGUUGUUUUCUGCCUAUAAAUCGACUCUACUAGGUUUCUUAAACACCUUCAAUUAAAGUGUACAGACUGUUCAAAUGCUAUUGUACUGGAAUAUUUUAAAUUCGCUUAUAGAUACAUUGCCAUAAAAGUUUAUCUUGUUUAUAAA